AUGGCAAGUAAAGAAUGUUUAACACGCUGGGAGAGCUACAGGAAAGUCAUCACUGCGGUUUCCUGCUAUUGGAUUUUCUCUAUUGGUCUCGUGUUCCUCAAUAAAUAUUUAUUAUCUAACGUAAAACUCGAAGCUCCAUUAUUCAUCACUUGGUAUCAAUGUCUCGUAACUGUGAUUAUGUGCAUAACACUAAGCAAAAUUUCAAAAACCUAUGGUACAUUCAAGUUUCCUUCAAUGCCAUUGGACGCAAAAAUCAGCAGAGAGGUCCUGCCGCUCUCCGUUGUCUUCGUCGCAAUGAUUUCCUUCAACAAUUUAUGCUUAAAAUACGUUGGCGUUUCAUUUUACUACGUCGGCCGAAGUCUGACAACCGUUUUCAAUGUGGUUUGCUCCUACCUCAUUCUCGGUAACAAGACGUCAAUUCCCGCAAUCGGUUGCUGCUUGUUGAUUAUUUUUGGUUUCUUCUUGGGAGUUGAUCAAGAGGAUGCUUCCGGCUCUCUUUCUACAGUGGGCGUUAUUUUUGGAGUUCUUGCGAGUUUGGCAGUUGCUCUCAACGCGAUUUAUACGAGAAAAGUGCUUUCUUCGGUCGGAGAUUGCCUAUGGAGGUUGACAAUGUACAAUAAUCUCAACGCGUUGAUCCUUUUCCUUCCACUAAUGUUAUUCAAUGGCGAAUUUGGAGCGAUUUUCUAUUUUGAGCGUCUUUUUGACACGACCUUCUGGAUCCUGAUGACAAUUUCCGGAAUUUUUGGCUUCAUGAUGGGAUACGUAACAGGAUGGCAGAUUCAGGCAACGUCUCCUCUAACCCACAAUAUCUCGGGAACCGCAAAAGCUGCCGCUCAAACCGUGAUGGCUGUUGUUUGGUACAGCGAGGUGAAGACCCUAUUAUGGUGGGCCAGUAAUAUCGUGGUCCUUGUCGGCUCCGGAAUGUACACCUACGUCCAGAAAAGGGUUAUGGACAAGCGAACCGACGAAAACGAUUCAAAAGACGAUCGUGCGAAAAUUCUACCGAGCUCGAAGAGCUCUGACACCGCCGAAUCUGUCUAA
Molecule: messenger RNA, 1041 nt
Organism: Caenorhabditis bovis
Lineage: Eukaryota; Metazoa; Nematoda; Chromadorea; Rhabditida; Rhabditidae
Source: the annotation of a GenBank genome assembly